GACAAACAGCCUUACAAAGUGAACGCGCUGUCAAGCGGUUGGCACGCCGGCGUUUUUGUUGGCUCGGCCGUCAUGUUAACACGCUGACAUCAUGCGCGCAGUUAUUUGGCGAGCGCGAACCUGCUCGCCGACGACGGCAACAAGACGGCUCGGGGAACGUGCCGCUGCACGAUGGGUGCGCCUUGUGUCCAACUUCGCACUCCCGCUGAGAUUUGUCCCAACAUCCUUCAAACUUUGCGGACAAGUUUGGGCGCUGGUUUGCUUGCGCCCCCCGCCCCCGUGGUUAGCUGCUUGCGCAUUACUCGUUCCUGCUGGUCAGCAGCGCCGCAGCUGUUUUGCUCACUCCAUUCUUUACUACGGUGAUACUUAAGUCAUCAUCCUGUCCGGAUCAGGGCUGAAAAAACACUCCCUUUAUUUGUUCAGCGGACCUGGCGGCGGCGCAUGUGAUAUUUCGAGCGGUUUUGCAUCAAACGAUGAACCAAACGCAGUGCGCUGACGCGGCAGAGUGUGCUUGAAGCGCUUGAUAAGGCAGCGAACAGGAAGGAGGAAGCACCUGUCCAAUACAGAAAAAAGGGGGAGCCGUUUCCUGAAUCAGGCGCUCCCAACCCCCGCCGGCCCCCCACCCAUUUCACUCAUGGAUGAGUUGAGAUUCAACACCGGGGAAGAAUUUAAGUACACUUGAGUGUCAUUCAAAAAAAAACAACAAAAAAGAAGAAAUCAAAGUAUUCCAGUUUAUUGGAAUUUAAUGUUGGUUCUAUCGAUUUUCUUUCUCUUUUUUGGGGCGGUACGCGGCACGAAAUCUUCUACAAAAGAUGCACCUGUAAUUGUAGUUGAUGAAAAAAGAAAUGAAGUCACGACUCUCCAUUGCGCUGGCUAUUGAGAUUGAGAUGACGCACAUUCCAGGUGCACCGGACGGGACGUGACGUGACUGCGAAGGUCACGUGACUUCUGUUGUUAUCUUGCCCGGAGACCAAACAUUAAAAGUUGACCGUUGCCUCCAGUUUCAAGUCCAACAUUCAGAUGACAACGUGCUGCCGCCUGUUUCCGUAGCUGCUGCCAAUCCGCACCAUGGUCUCGCCGCCACUUGCAUUGUUGCCGCUGGUCCUGUUGGCGUUGUCGAUGGGUCCGCCGGGCUGUGACGGCGGCAACAUCCUGGUGUUCCCCGUGGACGGGAGCCAUUGGAUCAACAUGAAGGUUCUUCUGGAGGAGCUCCACCAGCGAGGACACCGGCUGACGGUCGUCAGAGCCUCUAACAGCGUCUACGUGCCCCAAAGCUCGCCGCUCUACACCGCCGUUACCAUCGACGUAGCCGGAGGAUGGGAGGAAUUUUUUGAAUUUAUACAGGAGCUCAUUAAGAGCCUCCGAGAAGGACACUUCAUGCACCGCGAGUUCGCCAACUUCAUCUACCAGGCCCACUCAGUGUGGGGCGCCGCCCUCUCCAAGUUCCUGGAUGACGAGGAGAAGAUUCAGAGUUUACGAGACUCCCGCUUUGACCUGGUCCUGACCGACCCGGCCAUCGCUCCCGGCGUGAUUCUGGCGAAGUACUUGGACCUUCCUCUCGUGCUUAACGUCCGCUGGAUCCAAGGCAGCGAGGGCCACUUCGCCGUGGCCCCGUCGCCCCUCUCCUACGUCCCCGUGCCAGGCUCAGGCCUGACGGACAAAAUGAACUUCUUCCAGAGGGUGAAGAACGUCGUCUUCUACGUCCUGGUCACCCUCCAGCAGAAAAUUCUGAUCGAGCCCGUCUACAGCGCCCUCUGCAAGAAGCACAUCCGGGGCGGUUGCGACAUCAACUCGCUCCUCCAACAGGCCGACAUUUGGCUCUUCCGCAGCGAUUUCAUCUUUGACUUCCCGCGGCCCACCGUGCCCAACGUGAUCUACAUCGGGGGCUUCCAGUGCCGGGCCGGCCGCCCGCUGCCUGCACACCUGGAGGACUUUGUCCAGAGCGCCGGCGAGCACGGCGUGGUCGUCAUGAGUCUCGGCAGUCUGGUCGGCGCUAUGCCCGAGCGCGAAGCGGAGGAAAUCGCCGCCGUUUUCGCCAGGUUGCCACAGAAGGUGAUUUGGCGUCACAAGGGCCCUCGGCCAUCCGCGCUGGGCAACAACACCCUGGUGGUGGACUGGAUGCCCCAAAAGGAUCUCCUGGCCCACCCGCAGACCAAAGUCUUUGUGGCUCACGGGGGGACCAACGGACUCCAGGAGGCCAUCUUCUACGGCGUCCCCGUGCUGGGCAUCCCGCUCUUCUUUGACCAGUUUGACAACCUGGUGCGCUUGGAGCGCAGAGGAGCCGCCAAGGUGCUGGAGUUGGCCCACCUCAGCCAAGGAUUCGAGGCUGGCCUCAAGGAGGUCUUGGGCCGGGACGGCUACCGCCGAAACAUGCGGAGGCUGUCGGAACUGCAUCGCGAUCAGCCCGUGAGGCCCAUGGACCGGGCCGUCUUCUGGGUGGAGUACGUGAUGCGGCACAAGGGGGCGCGGCACUUGCGCAUCCGGGCCUACGAGAUGCCCUGGUACGCGUACUACGGCGUCGACGUGGCCCUGCUGCUGGCGGCCCUUGCGGCUGUGCCGGCGUUGACCGCCGUGGUUCUCGUCAGGCUCCUCUGCUGCAAAAAGACCAGAAAAGACAAAGCAAAACAACAGUAAGAAUCUACAAAUGGGCGUCGAUCGCAUAGUCAAAAGAUCCAAGAGUGUGUGCGAAUUCCUCAAAUCGCCAAGACGAUUGAGAUCCUUCGCAUCGGCGUCCCCAUUUGUCAACGGAGAUGAUUUGUGUCUGCUUUGUUGUACUCGUGGACCCGGUCAAAAGCUUCGGAUUGGAAAAAAGCUCCCCGCGGUCUGAUGAUGAGGUCACCGUGGCUGCCAAGGCAGAGGAAACAUUUUGUUGACUUCCCAAAAUACAUCCCUGCUCACAAUCAAACAAGAUGGAGUCAUCACCAUCAUCUUUCUGGCACGUUCUCGUCCGCGGCGCUUCCAAGGACAUUUUGGUCACGAUGACGACGCCCUUUUUUUUUCACAGAAAUCCUUGACGGUCCCCUGCCAAUAAAGAGAGUCGAAAACAAAACAAGACAAUGCCUUCAUGGGAAUAACCCU
Hippocampus comes (tiger tail seahorse) is the source of this 3078-nucleotide messenger RNA. Its product is annotated as UDP-glucuronosyltransferase 1-1-like. The transcript is spliced from 4 exons. Gene Ontology annotation, molecular function: UDP-glycosyltransferase activity. NCBI's taxonomy places the organism in Eukaryota, Metazoa, Chordata, Actinopteri, Syngnathiformes, Syngnathidae. The coding region runs from base 1069 to 2634 and encodes 521 amino acids. The record is from RefSeq and is a predicted model, not a curated record.